This is a messenger RNA of Myxozyma melibiosi, 1525 nucleotides long. Its product is annotated as CTLH/CRA C-terminal to lish motif domain-containing protein. Gene Ontology annotation, cellular component: nucleus; cytoplasm; GID complex. NCBI's taxonomy places the organism in Eukaryota, Fungi, Ascomycota, Lipomycetes, Lipomycetales, Lipomycetaceae. The transcript is spliced from 4 exons. The record is from RefSeq and is a predicted model, not a curated record. Gene Ontology annotation, biological process: proteasome-mediated ubiquitin-dependent protein catabolic process. Gene Ontology annotation, molecular function: ubiquitin protein ligase activity. Bases 140 to 1336 code for a protein of 398 amino acids.
GUGAACCGAUAUUUCGUGGGGUCACGUGAGUGAUCCACAGAUCACGGAUCGCGGACCAGAACCCCAGAUACUUCGAGCUGUACCGCUUUGUCCAGCUACUUUCGGUUCCAUAACAGCAACCUACAGGUCAGGCAGAACGAUGUCUAAAGAUUUCAAUCCCGAGAAUCACGUAUUGCUUGAGCAAUCGCUGCUCAAGCUACCUCAGCAGCAAAUGCGCCAGACCUUCAAGACCUCCCAGAAGUAUAUCGAGCGCGAUCUUGCGUUUCUGAACAAUGCUGCUUCAGAGGCUCUUGAGUCUUGCAACAGUGGGAAAGCAUCACCUGAUGACUCGCUGUCGCAGCUCGACGUUAUGAUCUCGCGGCUACAAGGGCUGAAGCGGAAAAUGGUUAACCUGCAAGCCGAGGAGGAUGUGUAUAUGCGCAAGUCCAAGGCACGGAUUUCGCAUCUUCAGGCGCUGUAUUCUAUUUCUAGCAUUGAGGAUAAGGAUUAUGAGCGGUGGAAUCAGAUCAGAGUCAACCGGCUGUUGGUUGAUGACGUCUUGCGGAAUGGGUACGUUGAUACCGCGAAGGCAUUAGUGGAUGCAAACCCCGAAAUUGAAGAUCUUGUGGAUAUGGAUAUCCUCGUCCAAUGCAAGGCGAUAGAGACCUCCCUUCGAGCUGGUCGUACCGAUGAGUGCCUCGCCUGGUGUCAGGAGAACAAGAGCUAUCUGAAGAAAGCCCGGAGUUCGCUGGAGUACGAAGUCAGACUUCAGCAGUAUGUCGAAUUUGUUCGCACAGGAAAAACUGUCGAUGCUAUCUCUUACUAUCGCAAGUACCUUGUUCCGAUUGCCGAUGUGCACUUUGAUUCUGUGAUUCGAAUUGCAGGAAUGUUGGCGUUCUCCCCCGGUAGUGACCAGGAGAGUCCGUAUCAGGAUCUCUUUUCGGCCGAACGAUGGAAUCAUCUGGCAGAAACAUUCGUCUCAACUCAUCACCUGAUGCAUGGUAUCACGAUGCCCUCGUUGUUACAGAUCACUCUUUCAGCUGGUCUAUCUGCGCUCAAAACCCCAUCUUGCAAAGCAGAGAAUCACCCCAUCACAUUUGUAUCAAAUUAUAACUCGUCUCUGUGCCCAAUAUGCUCCCCAGAAUUGAGCGAGCUAUCGAAGUCACUGCCAUACGCGCACCAUGUGCGUAGUAUGGUCGAUCCUGAACCGGUCAUGUUGCCGAAUGGACGGAUUUAUGGACAUCAAACAUUGAUGGACUUUGCUGCGAACGCAGGCUUACCUGCUGGACGUGUGCGUGAUCCCACUACGGGUGACGAGUGGGACGAGAAGGUGCUUCGGAGAGUCUAUCCUAGUUAAACUAGAGUCUGUAUGCUUUAUGUCGGUUUUCUUUGCAAGUUUAGCAGGUCGCUGUAUUGUUUUGAAACGCGUCCUCUGUGAUUUUCUAUGUUAGUUCUGGGCAUUAUUUGGUCUGGGAAUGGAGUUUUGUCAACGGCUGAGACAUUAUGGUUCUAUAAUAAUACAUGAUACAAACACAACAUAAUAUAC